Molecule: messenger RNA, 975 nt
Organism: Durusdinium trenchii
Lineage: Eukaryota; Dinophyceae; Suessiales; Symbiodiniaceae
Source: the annotation of a GenBank genome assembly
AUGCAGGCGUUGGGCAUAUGCAUGCGGGAACUGCGCCUGUUGGUUCUCCUGUGUGGCAUAGUCUUGAUGCACACACCACACGACUUUGUGGUUGCAGUCGGUCCGAGUGAGCCACGUUCGCUCAGGUGGAAGGGCAAAAAACCCACGAUCUCUCCGCUGAAGGAGCACCGCCUACAGAGCACCUUUGCUGGAGCUGCUUCUGUGGCGCUGUUGUCAGUGGCCGCAGUAGCCUGCAGGCAGAGAACUUCGUGUGCUCGUCAAGCUGAAGCUCUCAUGCCUUGGAGGAUUCCAAAUACACAGCGCUUCCAGUGGCUGUCGGUUCGAGAAUUACUGCUGCGUGAGCGCAUCCUCAUGAUAUCGGAGUAUAUUGAUGACAACAUGGCGAAUGCUUAUUUGGCGAUGCUUUUAUAUUUGCAGUCAGAAGAUGCAAAAAAGCCAGUUCAAAUUUACUUCUCCAGCCCUGGAGCUGCCCUGAAACCUGCAUUGGCUCUUUAUGAUACAAUUUGUCAGCUGAAAGCCAAGGGUUGCAAGGUGACUACUGUGAGCUAUUCCCUGUGCGCCGGCAUGGGUGCUUUUUUAGUUGCUGCUGGAUCGCCGGGCCGGCGCUUUGCAACGCCCAACUCAUUGUUCCUCCUUUCUAAGACAGGACUCGAAAGCCCAGUGCAAGGGCAAGCCACAGAGAUAGAGUUGGAGGCUCGACAGAUGCUUCGAGAGAGCAACAGGGUAGAAGAAGAGCUUUCAAGCAUCACUGGCCAAGCAAUCGAGAAGAUCCGGAAGGACUUGCAGCGAAACUUCUACCUUUCCGCCGAAGAAGCCGCCAAGUAUGGCCUGAUAGACAAAGUGCUUGUGCCACAGUCUGACAAGGGCUCCAAGUUAGACCAGGGAACUCGGGAUCCCUGGAGCGGCCAGGUGGUCAAGCCGCAAGUCGGCUUUGGUGUAUUUGCCGACCCAGACCAACCACGAACGGCAGUUUGA